Molecule: messenger RNA, 3867 nt
Organism: Cercopithifilaria johnstoni
Lineage: Eukaryota; Metazoa; Nematoda; Chromadorea; Rhabditida; Onchocercidae
Source: the annotation of a GenBank genome assembly
AUGCCACCAUUCUACCGUUUCCAGAAUAUCUUGGAAACACCAUAUGAAAAACAAAUAAUAACAAAAAUGAAGGAGACCGGUAUAUGUACUGCCGAAACAGAAUCCGCUAGUCCAUUGAAGAUCAAUGUAUCAGAUGAAGACACUGUUAGCAGCAUUCAUGAUUUGCCAAUGCCUGCUUAUGGAGGCCACUACUCGAAGCUCUCGUCUUUUCUGCCACCCACUACUCAACCUGUAUUUUCAUUUACGAGGAGCAAUUUGGCAUUAUUACAUGUCACGGAUUUGUUACGAUGUCCUUCGUCAGAAGAGUGGUGUGAUCACAUACCAUUGUUGUUACAUAUUGCUAUCCUAGGAUUGGAUUCAUUACGUCCACCAAUAUGUCGUCAUUCACGACAAGUUAUCAUCAAUAUUAUUUUGUUGCAAGCUGGUGAAAUCGUCCCUGCAUCACAGUUGUCAAAUAUCUUACUUACUAAUCAGAUAAAUUGGGCGGAUCAGAUAAGCAUCGUAUCGAAUGGUGAUGAUAGUCGUACAGAUAGUAUCGCGCAUGGUGACACACCUACUUUUUCAACUGUGAGGUGUAAUGAAUAUCAACGAAUGCUGCUAAGCAGUAAUGCUUCAUUUAGUACAGCGGCCGAUUUGAUUCAAGCAUUCGUAUGUUGUAUGUCUGAGAAAAUGGAUAAACCUCUUUUUGCUAACGAAGAUGUGACAUCACGACAGUGGCGGAUUGAAAGUGCAGCACAGCUAGGAUUUAUGAUACGUCAUCUAGCUGAACUCUUGAUUGAAGCAAAUCCAAGUUUGGCAUUGCGUUGGUCACAAUUAGCAAUGGGAAUGGCUUUAUCAACUUCAAAUCGGCAUAUUGCUGGUCGUUGCUUCCAAAUUUAUUCGGCUCUUUGUCAGUCACCAUCACCGUGGAUUCCGAAUAUUUUGUCACGUUUAGCGGAAACGGUUGGUGAGCCACAUGAAGACACCCAAUCUUAUGUAACAGAUAUAAUGCUUUGUCUCCAAAUGGCUGUUUCUCAUUUGGUUUUAAUGCCUCAUGCCCCAAAUAUUCUGCAGUGUCAUACUCAUACACGUUCCACUUCCUAUACACCUGCUGUACUGCAUCAGAUUUCAAAUGCUGUUGCUUCAACUGUUCUAUCACCAACUCGUGAACGGAAAGAUAUACGACAUUCAGUUUUGAUAACUGAUGAACGAGAAAUACCGGCAGGUUUAAGUCGAAGUAAAAGUGCAACAGCAUUAAAAACUAUGGAUGCUGGUGUUGGAGAAGAUUUCUUAACUCUUUGUCGGUUAUUUUUAAUUGCUGUUGCGAUGCUUGAAUCAAAUUCUGAUAACGAAUAUCUGCUCGCACUACAUUUGUUGGAUAAGGUAUUUGAUGCAGCAGCUUCAGAUAAGAUAUUGUGCUUGCAGCGUUUAUCAAAAACAAUAUCGCAGUUAGAUUGGAAAAAUUAUAGUGGUUUGGCUGGUUUAAUCAUGAAAGGUGCAACGAUACAAUCAGGUUAUGAGCUGUCCUUGUCAUUGCUACUGAAAUGUCUGGAUAUGAUAGAUGAACCAGCAAUGGGACCAUGCAAUCUAAUUUCUUUACUGAUUACUUCAUCCAUGCCAUUACUUUUGCUUAAUUUUGAAACGCCCACACUACUCUGCUUUUCGAUUACCAGAAAGCUGACUGAGUUUCUUUCGGAACGAAUAACCGAAACGGAGGAACAGUCACUCGAUAAUCCACUUGCUCAUUUAUCAUCUAUGAUGUACAAAUACGCCGAACGUUGUUUUCCACGUGAUCGUUUCCAGUGGGCAAAAUGUGUAUUCAAGUAUAUGUAUGAUGGCUUAACACCGGAUCAUACUCAGCUUUUCGUCUUCCUUGCUGAGAUGUUGGAAAAAAGUGUGGCAUCUUUGCAUACUUACAUAUUAUCUUGCUUGUACUUAUUAGCUAGUAAUGCUGAUUUAUCACAAUGUUCACCACUAUCCAUAAAUGCUCAGGUUGUACGAGUUAUAUCGAAGCAUAUACAGGGUCCAAACUGGAAAGAUGCUUCGAGGAUUCUGAAGUGUUUUGUGCAAUAUGACAGUAUUGCCAUCGAUGGUCACAUCUCGGAUGGACCAGAAUCAGACGAGGUUGCACGACCAGAAGGGCUCCAGUUGGAAGUUCCACUUCGUGGUUGCUUUAUACCUUCACCUUCAACUGCGCAUAAAAGUACUCCGGAAACAAUAUCACUGCGAAAACACACUACAUGUAACCAGACGAAAGUACGAGAACGUUUGAUCAGUUUGCUGAAUGCUUCUGGACUUCGUGUUGGUUUGCCAAAAAGUGCUUCGAUAAUUUUCUCACAAUCUUUGCAUGAUAUUUCCUAUGAACCACCGAAUUCAAAUUCCACCUCAACAGAAAGGAUUUCACCAUCAUAUGUGGGUGACGGCGAAUCAGCAUCAUCAUUGGUAGUCGAUCAAUCUGUUACCAACUCUUUUCCUCGAGUAUUCCGUGAAUUUGAUUUCUUGGAAGCGGAACAUGAUACUGUAUCGGAAUCGACAGAAUCAUGUUUUAACUGGCUCUCAACGAUACGGCCACAUUCCAUAAGUAAAGUUGGCAUAAAUGUUGAAGAACAGUAUCAGGAUGAUGAAUGUACCGAGAUUGCUGGUGAUCAGCGCCCAUCCUCAGCAGCUUCUGACUCAUUGGAAGUAUCAAGCGAAAGGACGCCACUACAGUCAGAAAUUCGUAGCGAAACUGUUUCCGAAGAAGAAAGUUGUGAUGAAGAAUUAGAUGAAUUUACUGUUAAUGACGAAAAGCUUCGAAUAGCAGAUAUGUCAUCGUUAGCAGAAUCUAUUCGAUGUAGCCAUUCGGUAACAUCUGUGGAAAAUGUAUCGCUGAAACGACCUUCUUUAUUUCUGCAAUGUAAUCAUCAUGCUUCAGCCCAAGGUGAACAUCAAUGGCUCUUAAGUUUUGCUGAUUUGAGUGUCGAUGAAAGUGGCGAUUUGACGGCACAUGCGACUUUAGUUUUCACCCAACUUUAUCGGGAAUGUUGUUUAAAAUUAUCCGGUAUAUUACGAGAUGCAUCGCAAGUGUUUUCCACAUCGCAUCACGAGAUCUCUGUUCAAUUCAGUGAUGCAUUGGAUCUUGUCCUUAAAAUUUUCGAUUGUCCAUUUUUAUUCGUCACGGCUCAAUAUUUACGUAACACUGAAAUGUUAUCACAGCAAAAAUGCUUAUUACUGGAACUGCACGAACAUUACGAGACUUUCGUGGAACGGAAAGAGCAGUGUAUUCGAGCUUUAAAUGCGAUAAAGGCAACAAUGAAAUUGGCCUUAAUCGGUGGUCCAUCAGUAUCAGCAGUUACUUCAAAUCAGCAACUAGAGUUAUGUCGAUCGGUGCACAAGUUAUUUUUCCAACUACUUCAAAUCACAGAUAAGUUUGAUGAGAUGGUGAAAGGUGUAGUGAAUGCUUCCGACAUUCAGAAUGCUAAUAUAUCAGCCGAAGUAUUGUGUUUGCACAGAUGCUUAUUAGCAAGUAUUCCUGAUUCGGUACAUGGUAUAGACAGUGGUAUGUCAAAUGUAACACUUGAGCCAAAUAUCGAUGCGUUGUUGAUGUUAAUGCAAAAGAAACAAUAUAAGAAUGCUUUACAUAUGCUAAGGCAACUCAGGCAGCAAUUUGGUGCAGAGUACGGUUGUUGUGAUCAGGUUGAUGUUGAAGUGCUGCUGUUGGCAUAUUGUCGCAAUCAUCAGAGUUCUUGUUGGGCUAUUCUGGGAAGUGACAAAGCGUUAACACUUAGCUGUAACCAAUUACGACAGAGUAAUAUGCACAUGGCAACUAUUGUUCGUACAAUUGCAUCUGAUGCGCUCGCUUUAAGACCAUCUCGUGUUUCUAGUGCUUCUGAAUCUUACAGAUCCUGA